Messenger RNA from Solanum pennellii, 834 nucleotides. RefSeq lists its product as uncharacterized. NCBI's taxonomy places the organism in Eukaryota, Viridiplantae, Streptophyta, Magnoliopsida, Solanales, Solanaceae. The transcript is spliced from 3 exons. The coding region runs from base 1 to 834 and encodes 277 amino acids. The record is from RefSeq and is a predicted model, not a curated record.
AUGGUUGAAGUAGUUGAAUCAAAUGUUGAAUCCUCUGUUCCACCUCCUUCUAUUGAUGUGGGAAGUCAGCUGUAUAUUCACCCUUCUGAUAGUGCAGUGAAGAAUAAGUUGGGCUUCAUCAAUGGAGAAUGCUUGAAACCAUCAUCAACCUCUCUAAAUUAUCGCCAAUGGGAACGAUGCGAUGCCAUGGAUACUUCAUGGAUCCUCAACUCUCUAAGCAAGGACAUUGCUGAUAGUGUCGAAUACGUUUUUGAUUCACUGGAAUUAUGGAAUGAACUAAAGGAUCGAUAUGAUCAAACAAAUGGUGCAAAAUUGUAUCAGAUCCAGAAGGAGAUUAACGAUCUAAGCCAAGGAUCUCUAGAUAUCACUUCCUACUAUACUAAGAUGAAGAAACUUUGGGAGGAACUGAACAACUUGUGUGUAAAGAAUCAGUGCAGUUGCUUAUGCACUUGUGGUGCCAAGGAUACUAUGUACAAGGCAGAGCAGGAUAGACGAUUGAUCCAAUUUCUUAUGGGCCUUAAUGAAGCAUAUACCAUCAUUCGCGGUAGCAUACUCAUGAUGAAACCAUUACCUUCCAUGGGUCAAGCAUUUGCUCUUCUAAUUCAGGAGGAGAAGCAGCGAGAGUUUAAGCCUAACAGCCAACUCUUCGCAGAUUCACCCUCUAUGAGAUUGGGGCAUAUAAAAGACAAGUGUUACAAGUUACAUGGUUAUCCUGAGAAGCCAUCUUCUAGUCCAGGAUUUGGUAACACCAACAAUACCUCCAACUCAAACUUUACUCCAGGUUACAGAAAGUAUAAGGGAAAAGGAACUGCAGCAAAUGUUCAUGGAGAAUGA